Messenger RNA from Adineta ricciae, 702 nucleotides. The record is from the annotation of a GenBank genome assembly. NCBI's taxonomy places the organism in Eukaryota, Metazoa, Rotifera, Eurotatoria, Adinetida, Adinetidae.
AUGCGGGCAAUCUUUGUCCUUCUUUUCGCGUUUAAACUGUUUAUUCUUACAAAUCAACAAGGCGGAAGAUAUUUAGUGGCUCUUGGAGAUUCGUUCACAGCUGGCGGUGGUUCAAAAUCUUAUCCACAUAUAGCAGCAGGUUUAUUAAAUUGGCAAGUCCGUAAUUUUGCGGUCGGCGGAGCUACAACACACGAUAUAUUUUCACAAUUAAUCAACAGUGGCACUGUGUUACCAUUAGCGACUCACGUAGUUCUAACCAUCAGUGGUAAUGAUCUAGAUGGCCUUGCAAAAUUGGCGAAUAUCGCUCGAGUUAAUCUCACAGCAUUCGAAGAGCAAUGUACUAGGUUUAAACCAACACUUGCCUCUACUUAUAAACAAAUCAAAGCUGCAGUUCGUGCUGAAACUAAAAUCUAUGCUCUGCCGUAUGUCGAUUUCAUUAGCGUUGGAAACAGAGUUCCUUAUGAGUAUGAGUCUCACAAAAUAAUUCAAACAUUGAAUAAGCUUGUUGAAGACGCAGCUGCUGAAGCGAAUAUCUACUAUGUGGCCGCUGUCGUUUCGGCCUUUCGCGAUCAUGAAAUGUAUUCUUUGGAUCCUUAUAUAGAUGAUUUCAAGCAUCCAACAAAUCCGGUCCAUCCUAAUUUGAAAGGUCACGCAAAAAUCGGAGAAGUCCUUGCUGCUUAUCUACAAGUUAAUUCAGGCUGA